Messenger RNA from Schistosoma turkestanicum, 2085 nucleotides. The record is from the annotation of a GenBank genome assembly. Lineage: Eukaryota; Metazoa; Platyhelminthes; Trematoda; Strigeidida; Schistosomatidae.
AUUCCUAUGGUCAAAGUCAAGUCAAUGCGUAAUUCAUCCUGUUCACUUUGAAUUGAUGACAUCUCUGAUGUACGCUAUUGUAUGCACAUGUACAGUACUUGGCUAGGAUGACGCGCGGUACAGACACACACAAUUAAAAAAACACAGACACAUUUGAACACGCACACACACACACACACGGAAAGAUAGAUAGACAUAAGCACCGAUAGUAGUACAUCCGUUGAUAUAUUAUUAGUUGAUUUAUUCACGGAAACUAUAAAACACGCUGAUUAUUAUCAAAAAGGGAAAAUGUAAUUAUUUCUUUCUGAUUAUCAUUUUUUAUUAUCAGUAUUUUAAAAAUUACAUUUACUGCCAGUCAAUCUAUGCUGUAUACGUAAACAGAUACACUUACACUCACACACACACUGACAAAGAUACACAGAGUCAGCAGUUACAUUCUCUCUCUGUAUUGAAUUAUUUUACAAAUCGAAAAUCAAAUUACAUCUUUCUCAAAUUGUGCGCUAACAUUAAAUGUACUGACCAACUAGACUGGAUUAAUAAUGUCACAAAACUCAGAAUACUACUACUACUACUAUACUACUAAUAGUAAUAAUGAUAACUGAUAAAGUUACAAUGAGACGUUUAUUUCACGUCAAAAUCAAAUUUAUGCAUUUUUCUGGAAUUAAAUAAAGAUCAUUACUAUCAUUAUCAUCAGGUAUGUUAAUUGAUCUGGAACGUUAUUUACACCUAAAUAAUCUUUAUUAUUUUAUCUACGAGCUGAUGAUGAUGAUGAUUUUCUUAUCAAAUUUAUGGAUUUUAAAAAUGGUACAAACAAAUGAUGUGAUGACCAUGGUUACCAUGACUACAGUUCAUAAUAAUAAUAAUAAUAAUAACAAGAAUAAUUUAUCUAUUGAAAAGUUGUUCAAUAAUCAAACCCCGGUGGAUUUGAUUAAUCGCUCACCACGUUACACACACACGUCAUCAUCAUCAGCGUCAACAGUAUUAUUCACAGUUCAAGGUCAAGAGUUGGCGCAACUCAGUCAGAAUUGUAUAGUCUAUGAUGAAACACCAGCGGAACAUCAGUUAAUUGAUGAAACCAAUGGGAAUGCCUGUCAAUUAUUACUAUUAUCACCACCUUUGUCAAGGACCCGUGGGAUGUCAUUGAACACUGACGAGAAAUUAUUCAUUCAUGUAAAAUUGAUUAAAACUGCAAAUUUUAUGGCAGAUUAUUUUAAUAUUAAUGCAAAUAAUUAUACAUUAUUAACAAGUCAACAUAUUGAUCGUGAAGAAUUAUGCAAUCAAGCAUUGCUUCGAACUGAUACAACAUCUUUAUCUGAUUCUCUAAGAAUAUGUUGUAUGAAUGGUCGUAAAGAAUGUAUUUUCCCACUGAAUAUACUUGUACAAACAAGAAUUGGCAAAGAUGAUGUGAUUGCUAUGCAUACUACUAAUAAUGUUAAUAGUAAUACUAGUAGUAGUAGAAAUAUUAACAGCACUACUAGUAGUACUACUGCUUCUACCGGGUCUGCUGAUAUCAGUAGUAGCAGUAGUAGUAGUAGUACUAGCAGUUCACGAUCGAAAUUUUUUACUAUACAAAUCAAACUCAUUGAUAUUAAUGAUAAUCCACCGAAAUUUCCAAAUACUCAGCAUACAAUACAUGUUUCCGAAGGAAUACAAAUUGGAUCUAGGCUACCUUUACCAUUAGCAAAAGAUUUGGAUUGUACAGAGUAUAAUAUUAUCCGAUAUCAACUUCUUACACAAGAUGAUGAUAAUGAUGGUGAUACAUUUGAAUUAAUUCAAUUAUCCAACGAAUUUAUCACUAGUCUUCCAACAUUAGUACCGAUUACUUCAAAUAAUCAACUAUUGUAUUCAAAUUUCAAUAAUCUACCGUAUCAAACACACAAUGAACCGACAUUCAAUUAUCAACAACAACAACAACAACAGCAUCAAUUGUCAACUUAUCAAAAUCGACCAGAACAAUUAUAUUUAAAAGUUAGGAAAAAAUUAGAUUGGGAAACUAGACGUCAUUAUAAAUUGCGAUUGAAUGCUGAAGAUGGUGGACAGCCAGCAUUUACCGGUGAAAUGAGUUUAGAGGUUAGUUUGAACUGA